AUGUGUGCCAGGAAGAGAGCACGUCGGGCCGCAGACGACUCGGAGGACUCGUCCGCCUCCGACAGCGGCGACGGGAGAAGCGCCAGCAACAACAGCACGGGCACGGACACAGACGGACCAGCCAAGAGACAGCGGUCCAGCACAGAGGCGGCGUACCCGGCGUUCGUGCCGGGCAAGGAUGACCUGGCGUACAAGAUGGCGGUGGCGAUGGCCCGCGUGAUGGUGGGGCUCUCGAGCAGAGACCAGGUGCUGAACAAGACCAUGGUGGCCAAGAUCCUGGACGCCGAAAACAACAAGGGCUCAGGGCUGCAGUUCAAGAAGUCUGUGCUGCCGGCGCUCUCGAUGCUCGUGUCGGACGUGUUCCACUACGAGGUCGUGGAGCUGCCGUCGAAGAAGGCGGCGACGGCGGCACCCGGGGCGCCGGCCAAUGGUGCCAGCGGCCCCGGCGGCCCCAACGGCACCCAGCACGAGCAGAGACCCGUCCAGCCGCACAAGAGUGCCCCCUCCGACGAGUUCAUCCUUGUGAACAGACUUCCGCCCUCUCUGCGGGCGCUCAACUACACGUUCAUGGCCGAACACACACAGCCCAUCGGCAAGUCUCUGCGGGCGAUGGACCGCAGCAAACACGCUGGCAGCACUGGCGGCGCCGCCGCCGCCGCCGCCACCAGCAUCUACGGCGAGGACCUCCCGAGACCCACGUCGGGCCUCGUCCAGAGCGGCAUCACGCUUCUCGUCCUCUGCCUCGUGCUUCUCCACGGAAACAACAUCCUCCAGAGCGACCUCGUGCUCCUCCUGCGAACGAAGUUCGGACUCAAGUUCAAGGAGAAGGAGACCGUCUCCAUUCUCGGCGACCAGACGCUCACCGACUUCCUGGCGAUGCUCGGCAGACACGACUACCUUGACCGCACCUUGAUCACAGCCACGGGCGCCGCAGGCACGGGCACGGGCACAGCCGCUAGCAGCCAGCGGGCCGUCAACUCGAGAUCCACACGCCACGACGACAACACUUUGAUUCUCCGCCUCGGACGACGCUGCCGGGUCGAGUGGAGCGUCGACGAGUUUGUCGGCCUCUUCCGCCAGCUCAUGCAGGACGAUUGGACAGAGCAGCUCCAGGAGAGUGCCGUCUACACCGUGAAAAGCGUCUGGAAACAGUAG
Pichia membranifaciens NRRL Y-2026 is the source of this 1155-nucleotide messenger RNA. RefSeq lists its product as hypothetical. NCBI's taxonomy places the organism in Eukaryota, Fungi, Ascomycota, Pichiomycetes, Pichiales, Pichiaceae. The coding region runs from base 1 to 1155 and encodes 384 amino acids. The record is from RefSeq and is a predicted model, not a curated record. The transcript has a single exon.